AUGCCACGGAAGAAUAAAGUACCAUAUUAUCAAAAACUAUUUCAAGAAAAUACUCAUCUUCCAGUUUAUUUUAGGACGCCAAGAAGUAAGUUGAUGAUAUAUCCGUAUCUAGCAUUAUGGGGUCUUAGUUUAGUUGGUUCUUUAUGGGGUGUUAUGAAUUUAGUCAGGGUAUUUUCUUUAAUAAAUAAGGAUUAA
This is a messenger RNA of Pneumocystis murina B123, 195 nucleotides long. RefSeq lists its product as hypothetical. NCBI's taxonomy places the organism in Eukaryota, Fungi, Ascomycota, Pneumocystomycetes, Pneumocystales, Pneumocystaceae. Bases 1 to 195 code for a protein of 64 amino acids. The record is from RefSeq and is a predicted model, not a curated record. The transcript has 3 exons. Gene Ontology annotation, biological process: mitochondrial electron transport, cytochrome c to oxygen.